Molecule: messenger RNA, 2310 nt
Organism: Mauremys mutica (yellowpond turtle)
Lineage: Eukaryota; Metazoa; Chordata; Testudines; Geoemydidae
Gene: TIMM10B
Product: translocase of inner mitochondrial membrane 10B
Exons: 3
Coding region: 162-557 (131 amino acids)
Cellular component (GO): mitochondrial intermembrane space chaperone complex
Source: RefSeq, a predicted model, not a curated record
AAUGACCAGUAAAGCGUUCCUCGGAGUGGCCAGGACUCGCGGCCCCUCUGUGACGCAAUAUCCAUGGCGGAAGUGAUGUCUGAAGUCAGGCGAGGUCGGGCGGAGGAGAAGUGAGUCACGUGGCCUGUGCAAAGCGCCAGUGCCCGGCACGUGGGCUCGGGAUGGAGCCGCCGGGGGAGCAGCAGCAGCUUCGCAGCCUGCGGGAUUUCCUGCUGGUCUACAACAGGAUGACCGAGCUCUGCUUCCUGCGCUGCAUCUCCAACCUGAACUACCGGGCACUCACCAGGGAGGAGGAGGCCUGUCUAGAUGGCUGCGCUGGGAAGCUCGUCCACUCCAACCACCGCCUGAUGGGAGCCUACGUGCAGCUCAUGCCCUCCAUUGUGCAGCGCCGCAUCUCGGACUACGAGGCUGCUGCAGCCCAGGUGGCCCCAGGCUCCAGUCCGAAGGAGGUCCCCGGUGCUGCCCCUGCGCCCCUGCCAGCAGCGGUUGGCACAGAAACCCACCCUAACCAGCGGGUGGCUGCCAGUGCAGAGAGCACCCCAGACACCGUCAGCUAGUGCCCCACUGCCUCCCGGCGUUUCCUCGUCCCCCAUGGCUGCACCCUGGACUUGAGCUGGGUGUGAAACAGCCUCACCCUGGGCUGGGCCUCCUCCCAGCGCUGGAUCCAGCCGAGAUGGGCACUCGGGACUGGGCCGAUUAGUGCCGGCAUCACUACCCUAGAUGCAACUGCCAGCUGCAGCCCGGGCCUCCGGGCAGCGCCACCACGCGAGUUCCAGCAGCGUUUGGGCCAGGCCAGCCUGCCUAUCGGGCUCUGAGCAGCUGCUUGGGUCCGUUGCGACCAGGCUGUCUGGAGCAGCCUGGGGGGUGCCCUGCUGAGGGCUUGUUAGUCACCGCAGCUGCUCUGGGCUAGGCGCUCGUGCCCCAGGGCAGGGUUUUCUCUCUGUCCUGGAAGGCUAUUUCCUAUUAGCAGUAAAUCAGUGUCCUCUUGAUUCCCCGGGUGCGUGGGAUGCUUUGGGCAGGCCCCAGCCCGCUCACACAGCUGCUGGGAGGGUCUUCCCAGGGUGUCACUUGUUCCUGCCCUGAAGCUGUGUGUGUGUUGGGGGGCUCUGGUACUGCUUCUGUCCCUCGCUCUCAUGAUUCUCCAUGGACACACACACCCCGGUGGAGGGGGCAGCCCCACACCCUGAUCGUGCCCCUUAGCCACUCAGUCUUUGUUGCUCUAUUUCGACACUGAGUCACUAGGGUGAGCCCUGCCCCCUAGGGGCUGGGAGACGAGGGGCUCACUGUAAGGAGAGGGGCUCUGCCCCUGGCUCCCAUACGCCAGGUGAAUGGAGCUUGUGUGGCCCCACAGGAGUGAGGGGAGUGACUUGCAGCCUUGUGGGGAAGGCUCCUGUCUGCCUCCAUCCGCCAUCCCUGCUCCAGUCCCAUGUGCCAGUGCACGACGAUCCGAGGUGGAGCAUGGGGCUGUGGCACUUGGCACGCGUUGACAGGCUCUGCCCUGCUUUUAAACAGUGUCCUGGGAGUAACGCUCCACCCCGGGCAGGCCCCGCAGCCACAGCACCCCUGGACUGGGCCCAGGUAGACUCCUGCUCAGAGACCCCGCGCGGCCUCAGGAGCACAGCAAAUGACAAGCCGGCUGGGUCAGAACAAGGGCGUAGCGCCUGGGUGUGGUGUUAGGAAAGGUGGGCGCCACGGCCUGAAGCACCCUGCUCUGCUGAGAUCCAGCUUCUCUCGCGCUGGACAGCUGCAGCACCUGUCCCUGGGAGGAAAGCCUCUCCCGCUCCAGGGGCAGCCGUGCCAAGUGGAGUGCACGGAGCUGUACAUGGGUAAUAAAGAGAUUAACGCGAAGCUCCCACAUUUGUUCCAAGCUGCCCACAUGGCCCUCAGCUCUCGUUCAGCCAGCACACGUAUCCCCCUGCCAGCUGCUCCAGCCUGAGAAACAGCUGGCCUGGGUCUGGGCCUACUGGGGCAGGGGACUGGUUCACAUGCAGAUUCCAGCCGUGUCCCAGGCCCCUCUGAGGACCCCGAGCCUGGCAGCGAAACCUCCUGGAGCUCUGGCUCCAGACAGACCUUCCUGGGGGAACCAAACCCCUGACCCCCAGGGCUCUGGCCUUCCCCAGCCCCUGGUGAACAGUUUCAAGACAGGGAUCCGUGUCCCACUGCCAGUGGGCUCCCCUCUCUCUGGGUUUCCUGCUGGGUGCACUCCCCUGUCUCACCGGGCACUGCGCUGGACCUGCUACCCCUGCCCCCUCCGGGCACCACACUGGGCCUGAUUCCCCCCUUCUACUUCCCCAGGUGCUGCGCUGGGCC